Messenger RNA from Pseudo-nitzschia multistriata, 3335 nucleotides. Lineage: Eukaryota; Bacillariophyta; Bacillariophyceae; Bacillariales; Bacillariaceae. The record is from the annotation of a GenBank genome assembly.
CGACUCGACUAGAUUCGAAUAUUCGAUACGAGACAAGCACAGCAUGGCCGAAAACGGAGAAGGACCGCCGCCGCCAAUGGCCCCGGCCGCCCCCGCUCCCGCUCCUGCCUAUGCGGAGAUGGCUGCGGCUGAAGCUUCGGCUUCGGCUUCCACCGCGCCUCCUAGCGGGGGUUCGGCAGCCCCGUUGCCGGCAGCCAAUGCGGCGGGUGCGCCUCCGGCGGUGACCCCGGUUGCGACGGCGCCUCCCCCACUACCGGUGGCACAGGCAGCAGCAGCGGCAACAGCAGCACAGGCAGCAGUGCCACAGGCAGCAGCAGCAGCAGCAACACAGGCAGCCACCCCGGUGCACCCGCCACAAACGCCAACGCCCACGCCGGUUCCCGUUCCCGUUCCCGGACUCGCUCCGCAAACACCGGCAACGACGCCGGCCCCACCUUCCGAUCCCAUAGCUGCCGCCGUGGCAGCGGCCGCAACCGCCGCCGCUGCCGGCAUGGCCACCCCCCACGCGUCGGCCGUUGCGACCCCCACCAGCAGCGCGCCCACCCCGGUUCCGACCAAGAUCAUCACGGCGGUCCCCCUUCCCGAGCCCGAACGGGACCCGAACGUCCCGAACGACCGUGAUGCCGUUGUCGGAGAGGAAGGCUACCGGGGAACCAUGCUGCUCAAGGACCUGGUGCACCUCCACUACUUCUUGUGGAAAAAGGAGCGGCAGCCCCAGACCACCGCGGCGGCGAAGGAAGACGCCGCCGGUGCCCCCGCUUCCUCCGAAGCCCCGGGCGAAGUGGUCAAAGCCGAAGCCCCUUCCGAGAACGGAGUGGACGCUUCCGCCAAAGCCACCGCAGAAACGAAACCAGAACCUCCGGCAACGCCUCCGACCAAGGUUGUCCCUCCCACGGAAGCAAAGGACGUCGAGCAACUGGCGGCCCGCCUGACCGAACUCUUCACGCACGGCAGGCGAUACGAGCUGUCGGGUCUCAAGGACGUCCCCACCCCCUUCUUCAAGCUCGACGGCCGCUUUUUCGAAAAGGUUCCCCCGCCGUCCACCGGGAUGGAAACCGACAACGCCCAGAGGUUCAAGCGCCUCGACGAAAACGGAGCCAGGGCCUACGUCUCGGGGCUCAUCCUAAAAUCCUUUGCCGAGCUAGCCGCAAGGGACAACGCGGAGCCGGAACCCCCGGUCGGUGCCAGCGAGGACCUGCGCGACGCCACGGGCAAGAGGGAACCCGCCGCCAUAUGCAGGUCCGUGGACACCCUAUUUGCCAACCUCGGGGACGGCAAGCCCGGAGACGAAGCCCCCGCGGAUCCCCGUCCCUACGACGUCAUCUUCCUGCCGGUCCAGACCCCGUGGGAAGAAAACAUGAACUACGAGCACUCCAGCGGAAACAAAAACCUCCUCUACCUGGCCUCCCAGCACGUUUCGGUGGACACGAAACGAUCCCUCUCCCGGGUCAAGGCCGCCUUUGCCCUCAUCACCGCCAAGAUACAGGUCACCAGCGGGAGCGAGCUGGUGACCAAGGACCAGCGCUUUGUCAUUCUGCGAAACACGGGAGACAAGGGACAAAACCAAUGGGAAAACAUGGACCGCAACGACCUCGCCGAGUUUGCCGCCAUUUUUGUCUUCGAGGUGUACCUCGAGAAACGAAUCUACGACGAAACCUCCCUCGGGAACAACGUCCAUGCCGGAACGCCCGUCACGCCCGUAUCGACACAGGCGGCCAUGAAAGACUUGUUGUCGCCGUCCGAUGCCAACAAGCCAUCGGACGUACCGAUCCCGCAUCCCACGACACACGAUGUUUUGUUCGGUAGAGGGUGAGUGCAACACCGGAAACACGAGUUGCUGCUGGCCGAUGUGCGCUUUUUCGUUUUCUCUUGUUGUCCAAGCAGCGGGUUUCUUUCCAUCCUCUCACGCCAGUGCUUUUUCCGUCCUUCUUUUGUGUUCCCUUGUUUUUUUUUUUCGGUGUAACGCAACCCACGAACCCUUCCGAACCACCUUGCAGGGGCAUGACCAACGGGCACGCGGGCAACCGGCGAUUCCGCGACAUCAUCGCCCUGCACCGGCCCGACUACGUCCGUGCCACCAAAAUGGACAAACCCAACGUUGCCCGAAAAAUUGUGCGGGCCAUCCGCCAGGGCAAUCCGCCCGGUCGGUUCCUUCGAAAGGGCACCGACAACAUGUGGCGGGACGUGGGCGACAAGAUCGCCGCCGAGAAAACGAGCCAGGGCCUGCGGGAACGAUCGAACGCCGAAAAACGGCAGCGCUCGGCCAUGCGGGAAUCCCUCCGAAUCGGCCAGCGGGAUUCCCUGGGAGGGGAGAGCGCCGACGGGACCCCCGGCGGCAAAAAGCUCAAGCUAGACGCCGCUGCGAUAGCCAUGGGCAUGGGAGGAGCCCUCAACGGAAACAUCGUGCCGAUCACUCUUUCCGCGAAAAAGAGCGCUGGUGCGAAGCGGAAGCAAAAGGGAAUCAACGGGACCGAGGACGAGGCAUCCACGGAGUCUCUUCCCCCGAAUGCCGUCGACAGGGACGGGAACAUCAUUGUGACAGACCACGGUACGUUUGCAAAAAAAGGAGGGAAACCACAGCGGGAUGCAAUAGCAUCCACCUCUGUCUACCAGAACUUCUCUCACGACGGCUUUGCCGGCGGUUUGCUUUGUAUUUUCUUCUUCUUUGGGAAAACCGUUCACCUACUAGACAUUCUUUGCGGAAGAGGUGGUUUGACCAAUCACCACAAGGGGAACAAGCGCUUCCGAGACAUUGUUGCGUUGCACCGUCCCGAUUACGUCCGUGCACCGAAGAUCCAGAAGCCAUCCGUCGCACGGGUGAUCGUUCGCGCCAUUCGGAACGGGGAUCCCCCGGGACGCUUCCUGAAAAAGGACGCCACCACAGGCAAGUGGUUCGACAUCGGGGACAAGAAGGCAGCGGAGAAAACCUCCCAAGCCCUCCGAGAAAAGUCCGACGAAGAGAAGGAGGGAAAAGUUCCCCCCGGAUUCACCAGUCCCACCCUCCACAUCGUGCCGACCGCAACAGCUGCGGCCGCGGCGACCAACGUCGACGCCACUCUCACUGACGCAGCGGUACAGGCAGCGGUUGCCGCAACACAGGCAAAACUGGGGACAGACACGGGGGCGGAGGCUGCCAUUGCCUUUGCGGCUGCUGCAAAAUCGGAGGAAACCAAGGGGGAAGAAUCCAAGGGAGGUCUAGCGGUCAAACAAGAAGACGUGGAGACGGCGAACGAAUCCCAUGUAGAAGUUUAGGUGCCGCUUCUUCCUUCUGUUGAAGUAAUGUUAAUCAUCAAUCGACCCAUAGGACAAAACCAAAACAAACCAUUACGCUCAAC